Messenger RNA from Populus nigra (black poplar), 1384 nucleotides. RefSeq lists its product as uncharacterized. Lineage: Eukaryota; Viridiplantae; Streptophyta; Magnoliopsida; Malpighiales; Salicaceae. The coding region runs from base 8 to 1240 and encodes 410 amino acids. The transcript has 15 exons. The record is from RefSeq and is a predicted model, not a curated record.
CGCUUUGAUGCUUGAUUUUACACCAUUACCAGGGCAUGCGACAUUGACAACGACGACUUCAAGGUCCCUCCUCUCCUCUGCAUUAAAUAAAUCAUUAGUAUUUCGCCAUCACGCGGCUUCUGCCUCUAAUCGGACUCUUCCCGGCCGGAUUACCUGCGAAACGAUGUCGAGCUCAACUGGAACCGCUUUCCCCACUUUAAGAAGUGUCACCAUACCCUAUACUGACCUCAGGAACAAGGAUGCAGACUUGUCGGCCAAGAUAGAGGAAGGUUUUGGACCCAACGGCCUUGGGAUUCUUUCAAUUUCUGAUGUCCCUGGAUUUUCUUCGUUGCGUCAAAAUCUUCUACAUCUUUCACCCAGAUUGGCCAACCUUCCUCAAAAGGUAAAGGAUGAGCUUGAAGAUCCACACAGUAGGUAUAACUUUGGAUGGAGUCAUGGGAAGGAGAAGCUUGAAUCUGGGAAGCCUGAUCUACUGAAAGGCUCUUUUUAUGCAAAUCCAAUAUUAGAUGUUCCUACCACUGACAUGUGUCUAAGACAGCGGUAUCCGUCUUAUUGUUCUUCAAACAUAUGGCCUGGCAGUGCUUUGCCAGAAUUGGAAACUGCUUUCAAAGCACUUGGAAAGCUGAUGCAUGAUGUUGGAUUGAUGGUAGCUUAUCACUGUGAUCAAUAUGUAUCCAAAGGAAUGGAAGUGGAUCAAAAUGAAAGCCUCAAACAGAUACUUAUUCGUUCUCGGUGUCAUAAAGGCCGGUUGCUUUAUUAUUUUCCUGCACUAAGGAGUGAUUGUGUCCCAGAUGGUGACUCAACAUCAUCUUGGUGUGGGUGGCAUACAGAUCAUGGCUCACUGACAGGUUUGACUUGUGCCAUGUUUAAGAGAGAUGGUGUAGAAAUACCUUGCCCUGAUAGCAUUGCCGGCCUUUAUAUUAAAACACGAACUGAUCAAAUUGUCAAAGUUGUGUUUGGAGAAGGUGAGGUAGCGUACCAAAUUGGUGAAACAGCUGAAAUACUGUCAAGAGGUUAUCUUUGUGCAACACCGCACUCUGUUCAGGCACCCAAAGGGGAGGAGGCUUCUGGUGUUGACAGAUCAACAUUUGCAUUAUUCAUGCAACCCGAUUGGGAUGAGAGACUUAACUUUCCCAAGGAGAUGCAUAUUCACAAAGAUCUGGGGCUAGCCAAUAGCUGUCUCACGUUUGGAGAAUAUUCUGAGAUGCUGCUGGACAAGUAUUACCACUUGAAAACGUAAAGGGCCGUUAUGUUCCUCCGCCCCCGCUUUCAAUAGCAACUGUUCUGUAUCACGUCAUGAUCGUAUAAUAAAUUCCUCUAUGUCUGCUCGGAAGACCCAAAGACAAUUUUGAUAUGAACUCCUGCCUUUUCAUUUUCUUAUUCA